Messenger RNA from Leucoraja erinaceus (little skate), 2608 nucleotides. RefSeq names its product protein phosphatase 1, catalytic subunit, gamma isozyme (gene ppp1cc). The record is from RefSeq and is a predicted model, not a curated record. Gene Ontology annotation, molecular function: protein serine/threonine phosphatase activity. The coding region runs from base 122 to 1093 and encodes 323 amino acids. NCBI's taxonomy places the organism in Eukaryota, Metazoa, Chordata, Chondrichthyes, Rajiformes, Rajidae. The transcript has 7 exons. Gene Ontology annotation, cellular component: nucleus; cytoplasm.
GAGCCCGCUCGGGUAUCCUUGCGCCGAGCGGUGACGCCAUUUUCUGGUGGAUUUUUUUUUGAAAUAAAGAAGGAAAGAAAAGGUCGGGAGGAGACAGGAAGGCGAGGGAGCGCCCGAGACCAUGGCCGACAUUGACAAGCUCAACAUCGACAGCAUCAUUCAGCGGUUGCUGGAAGUACGAGGUUCAAAACCUGGAAAAAAUGUACAGCUCCAGGAGAAUGAGAUCAGAGGCUUGUGCCUCAAAUCACGUGAAAUCUUUCUCAGUCAGCCUAUACUCCUGGAACUCGAGGCUCCAUUAAAAAUAUGUGGUGAUAUUCAUGGCCAAUAUUAUGAUUUGCUUCGAUUAUUUGAAUAUGGUGGUUUCCCACCGGAGAGCAACUACCUGUUUCUGGGAGAUUAUGUGGACAGGGGAAAGCAGUCAUUGGAAACUAUCUGCCUUUUGCUGGCUUAUAAAAUUAAGUAUCCAGAGAAUUUUUUCCUUCUGCGUGGAAACCAUGAAUGUGCCAGCAUAAACAGGAUUUAUGGAUUUUAUGAUGAAUGUAAAAGACGGUAUAAUAUUAAAUUGUGGAAAACCUUUACAGACUGUUUCAACUGCUUACCAAUAGCAGCCAUUGUGGAUGAAAAGAUAUUUUGUUGCCAUGGUGGUUUGUCACCCGAUCUUCAGUCCAUGGAACAAAUCAGGCGGAUCAUGCGGCCCACUGAUGUGCCCGACCAAGGACUUCUGUGUGAUCUCUUGUGGUCUGAUCCAGACAAAGAUGUAUUGGGGUGGGGUGAGAAUGAUCGAGGUGUCUCCUUCACAUUCGGGGCAGAAGUAGUUGCAAAGUUCCUUCAUAAACAUGACUUGGAUCUGAUCUGCAGAGCCCAUCAGGUUGUAGAAGAUGGAUACGAGUUCUUCGCUAAGAGGCAGUUGGUGACUUUAUUCUCUGCGCCCAAUUAUUGUGGAGAGUUUGAUAAUGCCGGUGCUAUGAUGAGUGUAGAUGAAACCUUGAUGUGCUCUUUUCAGAUUUUGAAACCAGCAGAGAAAAAGAAGCCCAAUACAAGCCGGCCUGUAACACCACCCAGGAGCAUGAUCACAAAACAAGCCAAGAAAUAAAACCAGGAAUUCUGGCAUUGCCUAUUCGGAUAUGUAUUAUACCAGUUUGUCUCCAUUUUUAACUUUUUUUUGUGUAAAGUGCACCUGUCGGCUUGCUUGGGUUAGAUUUCUACUUGUUGACUUGUGGUUUAUCUGCUGUGAUGUGCUGAACCAUAUUUGCUGUUCUAGAACAGCAAAGAUGACUCGGCCCCUUGAGAUGGAAGAUUAUUAAAAUACGGUAGCUCUCUAGCCUGCAUCAGUGCUCCUACUUGUUAGCAGUACCUGCUAGCAAUAGUGUGUGCUUGACUAUUAUACAGCAGGCUUCAACAUGGGGAGGGUGGGGAGGGGGGUGUUAAUGGUGGGGGAUAAAUGAGGGUUAGUAAUUGAUAAAAUUUGACAUUUUUGGUACAGUUCACAAAAGUGUUGUAAAUGCAAUGUGACAACAGUUGAGUUUUUCCUUUUUUAAGACCUAAAGAGGUGCUUGUGAGCUGGUAAUUUACUUUUGGGGCGGAGGGGGGGGGGGGGACUCACUAAGUGUAGGAAAUGGCAUACUGUUUAUAAAACCUCAAGUUACCGUUCAACAAUUUUGUACUUAAUGUUUUUUUUAUUUAGAGGAAUGCGUCUGCUUUUUCCAAGUCUUCAUGCCUGUCAUAUAAACAACUGUCUUGUAUAGAUGUCAUGAUUAGAAGGAUCUGCCUCUCCACUCUGCCAGCUUCACAGAAAAUGGCAUAAAUUUUAUUAAGCACACUUCCUGUACUGUAUUUUAGAUGAUGAAAUAAAGCCAUUAUUUUACAUUUGGCAUUUUGAUUUGUCAAAUAGUAGAUUCCUUCCUUGCGUUUAUAAUGGCUAACAUGAGUUAAUUAACUUUUGGUGGAGAACAGAUCAAGUAAUGCCUAGCGUAGAAGAUUUAUGAACUUUUAUUUGUCAUUCACCCAUUCCUAAAAUGGGACUGGGAGGUUGUCCCUGUUCCUCCAUGCCAUUGUCAUCCCUGGCAUUGAAGCAAGCAAGCAAACGUUACUUGAGGAUCUGUGUCAUUAGAUAAUUGGCCACCACGUUAAAAAAAAAGUUGGGAGUGCUCAAAUUUUAAACUUUCCUCUACAUUUUCGUUCCAUGUAUUUGUAGUUCAGAGCAACUCAUUUGGGUCACUUAAUAUAAUGGACAAUGUGCCCUUUCAUUCUGAUCAAAAUUCCUCUAAGUGAAUUAAUAUUAUAACAGUUUCCUCUUAUUUACCCCCUACUCCUUGACAUUUGUACUUUUCCUCACAACGCUUUUAAAAAUCAAAACUAGCACUAAAGCAUGUCCACACAACAUUCCUGUCAGCACUGGUUGAGCCAAGGGGUACUGUUUUAUUUUUCUCCAUCUCCACUACCAUGCCGGGGAAGGUCAAAAUUGGGCAAAUCCACUGGAGCAUAGUGGUUGGUUUAAUUGUGGCAGUGGCAGAUCCCUGGGCAUCAAUUUGUAUGCCUUUACUGUCAACUAGGUAAUUUAAUUUCAUGAAGAUCAAAAAUGGGAAGAAAAAUAAAGCCUUUUUACAAA